AUGCCGGGACCCAGGACUUUGGCCUUGGCUCUCUCAGCCACGAGAGUCGCAUCUCGCCGCGUCUCUCACUUGCGAUUUUCUCGACUUCCGACUUACCGACAGCAUGCGUUCAGCACCUCUCAUCCCUCCCGACGACCAGAUGCUUUCCACUCCAUGCUUGAAGAGGCGCGCAAGGCUUCCGAUCUACUCUCCGCCAGCCCAAGUUCUAUUUCCAGUUCGCCUCAAACACGGACAGAGAAAAUCAUACAGAAGCAUUCAGUUGGUCUUGCGCCUGGAAAGAUUGUCAAGUCUGGGGACUAUGUGUCUCUUCAGCCGCAGCACUGCAUGUCACACGACAAUUCCUUCCCAAUCGUCCAAAAAUUCUUAAACAUCGGAGCCUCCAAAAUCCACAACAAUCGCCAAGUGGUUUUCACAUUGGAUCAUGACAUACAGAACAAGACCGAGUCUAACCUCAAGAAAUAUGCGUUUUUGCAAGAGUUUGCCCGUACUCAUGGAAUUGACUUCUACGGCGCUGGCCGCGGUAUCGGUCACCAGAUCAUGGUCGAAGAGGGCUAUGCUUGGCCGAACACUGUUGUUGUCGCAUCUGAUUCGCAUUCGAACAUGUACGGAGCAAUGGGAGCGGUUGGUUCGCCCAUCGUAAGAACUGAUGCGGCUUCCGUACUUGCGACUGGACGAACUUGGUUUCAGGUGCCACCUAUCGCCAAGGUAACAUUUACUGGCAUCCUUCCACCUGGAGUCAGCGGAAAGGACGUGAUCGUGGCUUUGGCGGGCUUGUUCAAUAAGGAUGAGGUCUUAAAUCACUGCAUCGAGUUUACUGGAUCAGAAGAAACAUUGCGAAGCAUUCCUGUGGAUCACCGCUUGACCAUCUCGAACAUGACCACCGAGUGGGGUGCUCUGUCCGGAGUCUUCCCCGUGGAUUCCGUCUUAAUCUCCUGGUUACGAGCAAAGGCUACUCUAGCAUCCAUGUUUGAAGGCGGCAAGGGGCGCUUCACCCACGAGCGCAUAGAUGAGCUGGUGAGAAAUCAGGUUGAGGCCGACCCCGGUGCUACGUACGCCAAAUCGCUCUAUCUCGACUUGUCCACUCUGUCUCCUUUCAUAUCCGGGCCUAAUACGCCUAAAAUCGCAACUCCCCUCAAGGAUAUCGAAGCUCAGAAGAUUCCCGUAAAUAAGGCUUAUAUCGUCUCUUGCACGAAUAGCCGUGCCUCAGACUUACAAAGCGCUGCUCAAGUCUUCCGAGAAGCGGCUAAAGAAGACGGUGUCAUCCCCAAGAUUGCACCAGGUGUCGAACUUUAUAUCGCCGCAGCUUCUCUCCCCGAACAGAAAAUCGCUGAAGAGGCUGGUGACUGGCAGGUGCUUAUUGACGGUGGAGCACAUGUAUUGCCCUCGGGCUGUGGACCAUGCAUUGGUUUGGGAGCUGGUCUUCUUCAGCCUGGCGAGGUAGGCAUCAGCGCUUCGAACCGAAACUUCCCCGGAAGAAUGGGCGCAAAAGACGCGACAACAUAUCUCGCCAGCCCUGAAGUAGUCGCCGCUAGUGCCUUGAAGGGCUACAUCGGGGGCCCGGGCUGGUAUCAGGCGCCAGAAGGGGUUGAGAAGGUUAUCAUUGGAGAGGGCAGCGGAAACCUUGAGGCCGACAGGGCCAUGAGCGUGGAAGAUGCUCUCGAUAAGAUUCUCAACGAAGCAGAGAACAUGAUUUCUGGUGCCGAGAAAGAUCUGAACGGCUCCAGUUCGGCUCCGGUGGAGGAAUCCGAAGAUACUCUGACCGAUGUCCUGCCCGGAUUUCCCGAGUCCAUUGAGGGCGAAAUUGUUUUCUGCGAUUCCGACAACAUUAACACGGACGGCAUUUACCCUGGUAAAUAUACCUACCAAGAUAACAUCUCCAAGGAGCAAAUGGCUGAGGUAUGCAUGGAAAACUAUGACUCUGCAUUCCGCACCACUGCCCGUGAAGGCGACAUUUUGGUAGUUCCCUACAAUUUCGGAUGUGGCUCGUCCCGAGAACAGGCCGCUACAUCGAUUCUGGCCAAGAAGAUCCCACUUGUUGUGGCUGGCAGUUUCGGUAACAUCUUCAGUCGAAACAGCGUUAACAAUGCUCUAAUGGGCAUCGAGCUGCCACGCCUUAUCCAACGGCUGAGGGAAACAUUCAAGAACGAGGAUGGCAAAAAGGUCCUUACACGCCGCACCGGCUGGAAACUCAAGUGGGAUGUCCGCAGGAGCAGAGUGACCAUCACAGAGGAGGGUGGAGAGACGUGGAGCGAAAAGGUUGGCGAACUGCCACCGAACGUUCAGGAGAUUAUUGCCAAGGGAGGAUUGGAAGGCUGGGUAAAGUCUCAGAUUUCACAGUGA
Trichoderma asperellum CBS 433.97 is the source of this 2340-nucleotide messenger RNA. It is a transcript of the gene LYS4, whose product is annotated as mitochondrial Homoaconitase. Gene Ontology annotation, molecular function: 4 iron, 4 sulfur cluster binding; homoaconitate hydratase activity. The record is from RefSeq and is a predicted model, not a curated record. Gene Ontology annotation, biological process: L-lysine biosynthetic process. NCBI's taxonomy places the organism in Eukaryota, Fungi, Ascomycota, Sordariomycetes, Hypocreales, Hypocreaceae.